Messenger RNA from Cucurbitaria berberidis CBS 394.84, 2371 nucleotides. RefSeq lists its product as uncharacterized. Lineage: Eukaryota; Fungi; Ascomycota; Dothideomycetes; Pleosporales; Cucurbitariaceae. The record is from RefSeq and is a predicted model, not a curated record. Bases 231 to 2096 code for a protein of 621 amino acids. The transcript has a single exon.
CUCCUCACCCUCUCCAGCGACGCUAACCAAACAGGCCCUUCCCUCCCAUGGCCAGCGGGACUGGGCGCCGGUGCCUGUAUUGGUUUGUUUAGGGGGCUCGAGCGGACAACACCCGCGUGAGCAACGGGAACGGUAACACAAAGACUACGGCUUUGGCAGUCGACUCUUCGCAAUCUUGUCCUCUCUCUCUCCCUCUGGCCUCGAGAAAUGCCCCCUCCAAAGAGCCUGGCAUGGUUUCCUGCACGGCCAGCCCCACCCUAGUCAGGACGUGGUUUUCGUGGGUUAGAGGCUCUGUUCUCCUGCGCUUAAUUGGCCUCCCGGCGGCUCUGCUGACCCUUUAUUUGGAAAUCUACGGCAGCUCCCCAGCCACUGCCUCGCUUAUCCUUCACCGCUUGCGUCGACGCCUCCGUCUCUCUUCCUUUGUCUGCACCCUCACAAAGGGACAUGACAUGACCUCGAAUUCAAUCUCUUACUUUGGAGGCGCUGAUUCCAUGGACCGCGCACAGACACAGUCCCUGAACGGCAAAGGGGCGAGCUCCUCAAAACCAUCCGACUCGGACGCCUCGACCUCGACCUCGACCACUCUUUCUCACCCGUCUCCUACCAUGCCAACCCAUUCGCGCUCCAAGACGGCCUCGCACGUUGACGUUGUCGGCCAGGGCAAACGACUCUCAUUACAAUUUCCUAUCCAACCAGCUGCUGGCAGCAAUUCGCCCUUGAGCAGCGAAUCUCGGUCCCGCCCACAAUCUUGGGUUGGCGCUCCAUCUCCCCUUCUUUCCCCGGACGCCACCUCCUCGCCCUCCGAGACUAGUAUAUUAGGUGUCCUUGCCGCUCAAGAACGUUAUGUUUUGGAGCUCAGAGAGGAACUCAACAAAGCCGAGGCAGACCUCAAGACGCUGAAGAAGCAUUACGCUCUUCACGAAGCCAACAAGCGCCGAAAUGACGUGCGCAGGGUCGCUCAACUCCAUCCUGUCAACACUUCGCUAGCCAACAUCCCAGCAGACCGAACCGACGAGGAUGGGUCCAAUCUAUGGAUGCAGCGCGAGAUGGAGCGCAGGAAAGCUUUGCUUAGCAACACAAAGACGUCUCAGAGGAAGGUCUUCAGCGGCUCGCGUCACCUUCGUACCCUCUCUCUGCUAUCGCCAGACAAGCCCUACGCGCCAUCUUUCCCUCAGCCACUAGAUCUCGAAAACGAAGACUCGACUGAUAAGCAACCCACACUCCCCCCACGGUCAUCCACGUCCUCCGACAUCACGAAACGAGUACUUGAUGCCGUGGACAGCGACCAGUACGACCUGGGAGGUAUUCCAAACAUGCAACGAGAAAACAUCAUCCGGGCUGGGACGCAGAUGGCGGCCGACUUCAAGAACGGGCUGUUCACAUUUAUUGAAGACAUAAGACAAGCCACCGUCGGCGACGAAGCCGUCAAUGGGGCUGAUGGUGUUCCUACCUCCGUGAAUGCUAGGGCUACCUCCACAAAACCUGACCGAAAAGCGUCCGGCGGUCGGCCACCCCUGAAUCGGUCAGCUAGCUCCAAGAAGUCGACCCAGAGGACAGGUUCCAUUGCCGAUGACUUUUGGAAGGAGAAUGGUUUGAGUGAACCUAAGUCCACUGCCAUAAACAAGAAGACUCACACUAUCAAGAACGUCCAAACCCCGCAAAAGCAGCUUCGCACACCAACGGACGAAGACGAAGACUGGGAUAACUGGGAUACCCCAAAUGACGCUGAUGCCUAUGUCGCAAAAACGACAGACUCGCACAAUAGCUCAGACGAGUCGGAGCCAACGUCGCCCGCCUCAGGUCCAGGCAGCUCAAGGACGAGUACCAGGUACCACUCCAAGCGUCAUGACUCAAAGGCAUCAUCGCUCACAACCACCAGCUCUGCGGGCCACCCCGACGAGGCCACGUCGCGCGAUCUGAAGCGCAACUCGAUACCAUGGCCUGACCUGGUCAAGCUCUCGCCCAACAAUCUCAAGCGCACAGCAUCGCACUUGAUGAAAGAGUGGGAGAAGCAACUUACGCCCCCGCCCGAGUCGAGGAUCUCGGGCCAUGCUCAUGGAGACUACCUUGGUCGCUCGAGCUCGCCCCCUGCGUAAUCUUAAUGAGGAACGAUUUUACACGUAGCAUAUUAUAUAUACGUUGAUGACGAUACGCCAUUUAUACGGCAAUGUCUAAUUCUAUCUUAGAGGGGGAUGAGCUUUGUUUGGCGGUUUGUUGUACAGUCAUGGUGAUAUCAAGCAGAGCAUGGUGUUGGGAGCAGGCGCAUAAUCAUGUACACUGGGCUUUUAGACCUAGCAUUGGGAUGAUGUCUAUUGUUGUUAGAAACGUAUUGAGAAUCAAUAGAUAUGUCUCCUCAAAGCCUCGUUAGACC